This is a messenger RNA of Blepharisma stoltei, 375 nucleotides long. NCBI's taxonomy places the organism in Eukaryota, Ciliophora, Heterotrichea, Heterotrichida, Blepharismidae. The record is from the annotation of a GenBank genome assembly.
AUGGAUAAUUUUGCAAAAUCUUUGAUAGCUUCUCAAGACUUUCAAAUAGAAAAACUCCAAAAUAUUUUGAAUAAUGCAAAACAAUUUAAUUCAGAGAAUAUUCAAUCACUUCUAUCUACAAAAUCAGAAUUUUUAUCACAAUUUAACGAAGACAAAGACAUGCUCGAGGAAAUGAGAAGAGAACUUGAAGCUGCUUAUGAAAAAAUUCAAAAAUAUGAAAAUAUUUUAACAAAUAUCGAAAGAUUAUUAGAUAAAGCAGAAAUAGAUGUUGCUGCUAUUGAAGAAUAUGCAUGGGGACCACAACAAGGCUAUUUCAAUGGAAUUAUGCAGACAAUAAAAUGGAUAGCACCUUCUUUUAGUGCUAGAAUUAAUUAA